AUGGUUGCUGAAGAGCCCGAAGCAAAGAAGCAAAUAAAUGAGGAAUGCAUCAUAAACCGCCUCCCAGGAGACCUCAUUGAGCGGAUAUUUUUUAGGCUUCCAGUGAGCACUUUGUUGACGUGCCGUGGCGUCUGCAAGCAGUGGCAGAACUUCAUCCGGGACCCACAGUUUGCCGCAUCACACCUCCGGCUUGCACCCAGUUAUGCUCUUCUGUUCUUCCCGCAAGGUUUGGUUUCCGGCGAGCUCUACCCAAGUGAUGCUAUCCUAAUUGACGAAGCCUGGUCACCGUCGACAUAUGCAGUGCCAGUGAUUGGUCCUGAUGAUUUCCUUUUCGGCUCAUGCAAUGGCCUUCUUGGGUCAUACACAAAGACAUCAACGAUCAAGAUAGCUAACCUUGCAACUGGUGAAUAUCUACAUCUUGAGAAACCUUCCAAGAAUGUGAAAGGUGAUCACUAUUGUUUCUACAGCUUUGGGUUUCAUCCCGUGACAAAAGAAUACAAGAUCACACACUUCCUUGGUGACUGCAUUGAUGGUCGCCCCCAUAAUAAAGACAGGUUCAACAUCAUUCAAGUUUACACGCUUGGUGAUGAGAAAUGGAAAGAUAUCCGCACUCCAGAACCUCUUAGCUUGAUCAGUGUGAGAAACUCUGGAGUUGUCAAUGUUGAUGGCAGAAUGUAUUGGUUAACUGAAGACAUGCUAGUUAGCUGGCAGCAUGCAGUUAUUUCCUUUGAUCUCAGGGAAGAAAGUUUUGCGAUGAUACAACUGCCGGCAGAGCGUGAAGAUGAGGAUCGUUAUGGUCCUCGUAAGUUCUGGAUCAGAGAAAUGCAUGGGAAAAUAUGCAUAGUAACUGCUCAACCAAGUCGUUAUGAUCCCAGAGCUCUUCUUGGUGAGCUGCAGAUCUGGACACUUGAGAACAUGGUAGAGCAACAAAGGUGGAGCAAGAAGUACAAUAUUAAGAACCCACCGAAUUACAUUCCAGGUCCACAUUCUGUUCACAGGGAUAGGAUCAUGACGCAACUUUACAACAGCGUGUGUUCAUAUGAGUUGUUUAGUGAAAACUUCGAGAUUGAUUUGAGCAAGAAGCUGAAGCUGUUUGAUUCCAAACCCCGUUGGAUGUACAACAUGCAAUCCUACAUCGUUGUGAAAUCACUUGUAUCUUUAGAUGUAUAUAAAAAGGCUGGCAUUGUGCGCAGACCGAAACAGCAAGUAGGCUGGGAAUUGAAGAAGUGGAAGGCAUGGGAGGAUAAGCGUCGUGAGGCAGAGGAUAUACGAUGCCGUGUCCACAAACACGAGCAUGCCUUAUUUGGAAAUGCAGAAAAAAUGGGUAAAAUGUAUCAGUCUUUGCAGGAUAAGCCACAUGAUGUAGCAGAACGUCUACGCGCAGAACUCAAUCAGGUGUUGCAGGACAUGCCGGAUAAUCCAAGUCAGCCAAAGUCCCCCCGGAGGCUUAAUUGGGUGGAGCAGAAGCAGGACUAUGAGAAGUUGAUGGCCCGUUCAGUGAAACUGAAAGAAAGGGCUCAGGUCAUGAAGCAGGCACAUGAUAACAUCUUGAGCAUCAUUUGUGCGCCCCGAGAUGUCCUUCUGUUCUUCCAGCAAGAGUCGGUCUCAGGCGAGCCCUACCCUAGUGAUGCUAUCCUAAUUGACGAAGCCUGGUCGCCAUCGACACGCGCAGUGCCAGUGAUUGGGCCUGAUGAUUUCCUUUUUGGUUCAUGCAAUGGACUCCUUGGCUUAUACACAAAGACAUCAACUAUCAAGAUAGCUAACCUUGCAACUGGUGAAUGUCUACAUCUUGAGAAACCUGCGAAGAAUGUGAAGGGUGAUCACUUCUCUUUCUACAGCUUUGGAUUUCAUCCCGUGACAAAAGAAUACAAGAUUACACACUUCCUUGGUGAUUGUGUUGAGGGUCGCCCCCGUAAUAAAGACAGCUUCAGUGUCAUUCAAGUUUACACGCUUGGUGAUGAGAAAUGGAAAGAUAUCCGUACUCCAGAAGCUCUUAGCUUGAUCGCUGUAAGAAACUCUGGAGUUGUCAAUGUUGAUGGCAAAAUUUAUUGGUUGACUGAAGAAAUGUUAGCUAGCUGGCAGCAUGCGGUUAUGUCCUUUGAUCUCAGGGAAGAAAGUUUUGCAAUAAUUCAACUGCCAGCAGCACGUGAAGAUCAUGAUUAUUAUGGUCCUCGUCCACAUUUUGUUCACAGGGAUAGGAUCCUCGCACAGCUUUGCAGCGAUGUAUACAAGAAGGCUGGCAUUGUACAUAGACCAAAACAGCGUGAAGGCUGGCAAUUGAAGAAGUGGGAGACAUGGAAGCGUAGGCUUAGCAAGUUAGUGGAUAUGCAGUGCCAGAUGCACAAAUUUGAGCACAACUUACUUGAAAUCGCAGAAACAAUGGGGGGAAGGUGCCAGUUUUUGAAGGAUAAGCAACAUAACAUAGCAGAACAUGUACUCACGGAACUCAAACAGGUGUCAGGUGUUACAGCACAAACCAGAUAA
Messenger RNA from Triticum turgidum subsp. durum (durum wheat), 2484 nucleotides. Lineage: Eukaryota; Viridiplantae; Streptophyta; Magnoliopsida; Poales; Poaceae. The record is from the annotation of a GenBank genome assembly.